This is a messenger RNA of Talaromyces rugulosus, 285 nucleotides long. RefSeq lists its product as uncharacterized. NCBI's taxonomy places the organism in Eukaryota, Fungi, Ascomycota, Eurotiomycetes, Eurotiales, Trichocomaceae. The record is from RefSeq and is a predicted model, not a curated record. The transcript has a single exon. Bases 1 to 285 code for a protein of 94 amino acids.
AUGGCUAACCAGCGGCGCCAAUGCGUCGUGAAAAUCGAGGUUACCUUGGUCCUCGUCGCCCGCCAGCUCUUCCAGGAUCCCCUACCGAUCAAACAAUCAGUGCGAGGAGAUCCGUCGCCGCCGGCCGCGACCGCUGGAUCUCCUCAAACAACAGCUGCCACGUCGUGCUCACCGCAUACCGAAUGCUGGCAUUGCGCCGCAGAUCCGUGGAAUCUUCAUUCUGGAGAAGCGGGAUCCGCUUUGACUCGCUCUCAUGGAACAGCCGAGGGUAUGCUGAUGCGGUAA